This is a messenger RNA of Capsella rubella, 823 nucleotides long. RefSeq names its product protein CRABS CLAW. Gene Ontology annotation, biological process: style development; leaf development; cell fate commitment. The transcript is spliced from 7 exons. NCBI's taxonomy places the organism in Eukaryota, Viridiplantae, Streptophyta, Magnoliopsida, Brassicales, Brassicaceae. The record is from RefSeq and is a predicted model, not a curated record. Bases 24 to 563 code for a protein of 179 amino acids. Gene Ontology annotation, cellular component: nucleus.
CAAUCCAUCCGUUAAAGAUCAUCAUGAACCUUGAAGAGAAACCAACCAUGACUUCAAAGGCUUCACCUCAAGCUGAACAUCUCUAUUACGUCCGCUGUAGCAUCUGCAACACUAUCCUUGCGGUUGGGAUACCAUUAAAGAGGAUGCUUGACACUGUGACGGUGAAGUGCGGCCAUUGUGGUAACCUCUCGUUUCUCACCACAAGCCCUCCUCUCCAAGGCCAUGUUAGCCUCACCCUUCAGAUGCAGAGCUUUGGUGGGAGUGAGUAUAAGAAGGGAAGCUCUUCUUCUUCCUCUUCCUCUACCUCCAGCGACCAGCCACCAUCUCCCACACCACCCUUUGUCGUUAAACCUCCUGAGAAGAAGCAGAGACUUCCAUCAGCUUACAACCGCUUCAUGAGGGAUGAGAUACAACGCAUCAAAAGUGCUAAUCCGGAGAUACCACAUCGUGAAGCUUUCAGUGCUGCUGCCAAAAAUUGGGCUAAGUACAUACCCAACUCUCCUACUUCCCUUACUUCCGGAGGCCACAACAUCCAUGGCUUGGGGUUUGGUGAGAAGAAGUGAAGUCACUUGAGGAAGAAAGCCUAAAAUAACAACAAAACGCAUGCACGUGUGGGGGUGGCUACAUUACGGCGUCGUUUUUACCAUCUUGUGUGUUGUGUAUUUUCUUCUUUUGUAUGUCAUCAUGUUUCAGAAAAUGAUGUUGCCUUAGUUUUUAUGACUUUAUAUUUCUGCCUGUCUUAGAUUUGAAAGUAACGUUACUUGCUAUGUCCCUUUGGACGUUUAUGUCUGGUCUUUAUUUGUCUUAAUCCUAUCAAAAUCUA